CGUAGACGGUCCGUCCCUCAGGUUUCAGGGAUCAAUCACGAGGGUCAGUGACAAAGGGAGCAGCAGCGAAUUGACCUACCAGCGUCACUCAAACUAGUCUUGAAUGUAAUAGUAUGAGGUCAGCAGGUCAGCUGGUGCAGUUGAGCCUUCUCAGUGGUUUCCUGUGCCUGGCGGGGUGCUCGAAGUUGUACCAGACGGCUGGAAAUUACAACAAGAACGUGUCACCGGGGAAAUUUACGGGAAAACGAACGGACGUGUUUAUAUCGCUGUUCAUUAAUCGUGUUUCUGCAGUGGACGAAAGCAAAGAGGAGAUCUCGCUGGAUGUGUUCAUGAAUGUGUACUGGGAGGAUGUACGAGUCUUCAUCGAUAAUGACGUCAACAUAUCAGAUGAAUACGUGGAAAUCACUUGGGAAGACCGCCACAAAAUUUGGAUACCUGACCUUUAUAUUCGACAGCUUCGUGAUAUGAAAGUGCUUUCGCUCUUCCAAGAAAUGACUUCCAUCCGCUUGUAUCGGAACAACACUUUUCGGGUUAGCAUCGGUGCCUCUGUAAUCAUCAAGUGUGAUAUGGAUUUCGUCCUUUACCCCUUGGAUGUACAGAAGUGUGCUGUGGAUUUUAGUAGUUAUAAAUACACCAUGACGGACAUGAAUUUCAGCUGGCACUCGCCACCACUCAGUUUGCCAAGUGACUUUGGAGAUGGUUAUCGACUACCGAAGUAUGUCGUAUCCUUUACCACGGAAGACAAGAACCAGAUUAUACAUUACGGCGAGGGCAAUCAUUCAACUGCUAGAAUGAACAUUAUAAUGAGAAGAGAGCUCCGGAGUUACUUGCUGGAGAGCUACUUGCCAAGUUCAUUGUUUGUCAUUAUGUCUUGGGGAAGUUUUGUGGUGAUUCCUGACAUGGUGCCUGGCAGAAUGGUACUCCUAGUUACCACACUUCUCUCCCUUGUCACCAUGUUUGACACAGUAAGAAAUAACUCACCAAAUGCAUUGGAACUAAAAUGCAUUGAAGUAUGGCUCAUAUCCUGCACACUGUUUGUGUUCUUCGCAUUGCUGGAAUACUUUGUGGUGUUGUUCGGAAUCCGUUAUGAUAAAUUCUGGCGCCACAAGAAACAAGACUUAGAGAGGAUAAAUGCAACAACCUGGGAACGUCCCAAUGAAAAUUCUCAGCCAGCACUAGCAGCAGUAGCAGCAGCUGCAGCUGCUGCUGCAUCUAGUAACAACACUAAUGCUAACAAUCACCAUUGUCCCCCACAAUUACCUCCAUUGUUGCAUCAUCGAGCCACUAAUAACCGAGUGGAUAACUUGAAGUUAUUUGGUGGCAGCAGUAAAAUUAUGCCCCAGGAGGAGAUGCAAGAUCACCAUACUAAAGAGAUGGCCUCACCUCGAUCAACAAUAAUUAGGGAUCGACAUCCUGCUGGGGGUGAAGGCCCAGAACCACCAGCCAGGCGGAAGUUCCGGAUGGUAGCUGAAUUUGUGGUUCUUUAUUGUGGUUCACAACGAGGAAUGGUGGAUCAGGUUUCCUUGGUACUCUUCCCCAUUUGCUUCAUUCUUUUCACAAUUAUAUAUUGGAUAUCAUAUGUGAGUGAAUCAAGAAUACGUGCAAAUGUUUGACAGAAAAUGUUAAGCAUUAUAAGAUACAAGAAGUUCAUUUUCAUAAUUUCAAGAAUACUGUGCAUCAGAGCCUGACAUAAGAUUAGUGAAAUCUGUGCAGUGAACAUAAUACUGAAAUAAGUAAAAAAGUGUUACACAAAGACAUAAAAUAAGUGCAGUAUGUUCUGUAAAAAGCAGACAACUCAUUAUCAUUACUAGAGUAGUUAAAAUUUUGCAAGUAAAAUGUUUUAUUUAAAAAGAGAACUCUUUUCUAAAAUAUUCUGACCAAGUAAUUAAAAUUACUUUGCAACAUUUAAAAUUACAAGUCUCUUCCAAAUUUCAAUCAGAUUUUCUUAGUAAUUUUAAGACAAUAUAUGACAUCAAAGUUUGAAUGUGUACAUAAUAUGAUUCUCACAAAUGAGUUUCUUUAAAUUUAUCUUAGCUGUAGUAUUUUUUCCAAUAAUAAUUGUCAAUUUACUAUUUAAAAAUAUUUUCUACUGUCUUUCAGCAUAAUUCAAAUAAAUAUAGAAUACACAUUCCAUCAGAAAUCAUCAUGCAACCAUCCAUAUUGUGCCUUUUUGAACACUAACGUUAAGGGACUCCUGGAGCACCACAGCCAACAAUCAUCAUUAAGUUGUAAUAAUUUUAAUAAGUUGUUAAUCAUUGUUAUAUAUACCAACAAGUGCC
This is a messenger RNA of Zootermopsis nevadensis, 2279 nucleotides long. NCBI's taxonomy places the organism in Eukaryota, Metazoa, Arthropoda, Insecta, Blattodea, Termopsidae. The record is from RefSeq and is a predicted model, not a curated record.